AUAUCUACUUCAACCAAGUUGCAUUCCAGCUUUCUGGAAAGGAAACAAGCAAAAACCCCAAUCUAUUGCAGAAUUGCGUCUUCCAACAAACAGAGCUUCUCUUUUGCAAGACGUUUGGAAGUGAGAACUACAAAUCCCAGCAUCCAUUGCGAGGAGAGGGGCAUCCAUAUGGUUCUUCCCUUCCCUACACUUCCGGUCUGGUUUGCAAGGAGUCUUAAUUUCGCAGCUGGGUUGUUUUGUCUGUUUCUGGGAGCGAUCACUGGUUUUACAGGUUGCUUUGCGUUUGGAACAAAAGGGGUCGAGGAAGGCCUUCCGGAACAGCAAACCUGGACUCCCCUCUUGACCGUGGGGCCCUGAUGGACACCUCGGAGCCCAGCAGUGCGACGGAGGAGGAGGAGGAGAAGGUGACGGCCGAGCAGCGCCCCAGGACCCGCUCCAACCCCGAGGGCGCCGAAGACCGGACCCUGAGCGCCCAGGCGAGCGUGGGCAGCCGCAGCGAGGGGGAAGGGGAGGCGGCCAGCACGGGCGACAGCCAGAGUGCCACGGCCACCAAUGGGAAAGGCUGGCCUCCCACAGUCCCGCCCACCGAGUUCCAGGUCAGGACGCCACGGGUCAACUGCCCGGAAAAAGUGAUCAUCUGCCUUGACCUCUCGGAGGAAAUGUCCCACUCGAAACUGGAAUCGUUCAACGGGUCGAAAACCAACGCUCUGAACAUUUCCCAGAAGAUGAUAGAGAUGUUUGUCCGGACCAAGCACAAAAUCGACAAGAGCCACGAGUUUGCGCUGGUGGUGGUCAACAACGACGUCACCUGGCUCUCUGGAUUCACCUCUGAUCCUAGAGAAGUUUGCAGCUGUUUGUAUGACCUGGAGACAGUGGUGUGCAAGUCCUUCAAUCUCGAAGGUCUUUUCAGCCUCAUACAGCAGAAGACAGAACUGCCCGUGACGGAGAAUGUGCAGAGCAUCCCACCGCCGUACGUGGUCAGGACCAUCCUGGUUUAUAGCCGGCCAGCUUGCCACCCCCUCACAAUCACGGAACAGAUGAAGAAAAUGCUCCAGUGCCCUUAUUACUACUUUGACGUGCUCUACAUCCACAACGGCUUCGAGGACAAAGAGGAGGAAACCAGCUGGAAGGUAAACAGAAUUACUGGGCCAGGAAGUGGGAUGGGACCCUGAUGUCCCCUAGAUGUU
Molecule: messenger RNA, 1187 nt
Organism: Podarcis muralis (Common wall lizard)
Lineage: Eukaryota; Metazoa; Chordata; Lepidosauria; Squamata; Lacertidae
Source: RefSeq, a predicted model, not a curated record